This is a messenger RNA of Carassius carassius (crucian carp), 1555 nucleotides long. Its product is annotated as fibronectin type III domain-containing protein 5-like. Bases 293 to 907 code for a protein of 204 amino acids. Gene Ontology annotation, molecular function: protein binding. The transcript has 6 exons. The record is from RefSeq and is a predicted model, not a curated record. Lineage: Eukaryota; Metazoa; Chordata; Actinopteri; Cypriniformes; Cyprinidae.
UAUUUUUUUUAGCCUCUUCAGUCUUGCAGGUACAUGACAGCUGUAUGAAAAACCGCAAAGACGAAAGAUGGUUCAUCUGAAUGUCUCCAUCUCAACAUCCGCUGUGCUGAACGUUGUAACUCGUCGCGAGGGUUUGAUGACGGGCUGAAGCGGGGAUGAUGUGGAGCUGUCCGCGGUGCUGAACCGCCGCUGACCGCGGUUCUGAAAUAUAGCUCUUCAGUCCCUCAGCGACAUUCAUCGACGUGAAUGCAAGACCAGCGGAGGACAUUCACAUCUAGCCAGCGUGGAAAGGAUGAGGAGGGAUUUCAUGCCCACUCUGCUGCUCAUAUUGAGCUGUUUUGGGGCGUCGUGGGUCUUGGCUGAAAGUUUGGCUGCUCCAGUGAACGUGUCCAUCAGAGAUCUAAAGGGCCGCUCUGCUGUGGUGACAUGGGACAUCCCAGAUGGGGAGCCAGUCAUCGGCUUCGCCAUCACACAACAGAAAAAAGAUGUUCGCAUGCUGCGCUUUAUCCAAGAAGUGAACACUACCAUGCAGAGUUGUGCAUUGUGGGAUCUGGAGGCAGAUACGGACUAUAUAAUACAUGUCCAGUCUAUCAGUACAAGCGGGCCGAGUCCCCUCAGUGAACCGCUGCAUUUCAAAACCCCCAAAGAAGCUGAAACACAGGCCUCCAAGAGCAAAGAUGAAGUGACCAUGGAAGAAGUGGGUCAGAACGCUCAGCUCCGGGCAGGAGAGCUCGUCAUCAUUGUGGUGGUUUUGAUCAUGUGGGCAGGUGUGAUCGCGCUCUUCUGCCGUCAGUACGACAUCAUCAAAGACAACGAGCCCAACAAUAACAAGGAUAAAGCCAAGAACUCGUCUGAAUGCAGCACCCCUGAGCAUUCAUCAGCUGGCCUGCUACGCAGUAAGGUAUAACCGCUGCCCUGUGAGAGUUCAGACAAUGCAGGCAGUUCUCCAAGAACAACAACAAUAACCAAACGCAACCUGUGAACAUGAUCAAAGGGUGACAGGAAUGGUUUCUGCUUCAAUGGAUUCUGCUUUUACCACAUGGCUACAGAGGCCAUAUGUGCUCAUCCUCAAAACAGGAAGUAGAAAUAUUGGAAGUUUCCUGAAAACAGCUGGAAUAAUCUGGCCAGCACAGCGAGCAUCUGAAAGAGAGGCCAGAAAAGUGACCUUUCACACAGGCCUGCUAUUUGCUAUUGGAGAUAAGACCAAAUCUGUGGCUUUUCGGGACAGGAGAAAACCCUCUGAAAGAAACUUUUAAACUGUUGAGCUUUGCUCCUUUAUCUGGUAUUCUCUUUUGCCCAGUUGAAAUGGCUUGAUCCAUAUUCCUCUCAAUGGUGAUGAAGGCUUUUAUAAUAAAGUAAAUCUGUUGUAAGCCUCUAAAUGCAGAAAAUAUAUUUCCAGCUGACAAAAAAAAAAAAAAUGUUCUAGGAACAUUUUGCUAACAUUCCUGUUACGAAAAUGUUACAUCUGUUCUCUUAAGUUUUGUGGGGUUAUAAGAACACUAAGGGAACAUUCCAAUUUAGAAUUUUGCAAACAUUGUUACUUUUGAAUGUUCUC